AUGCAUCUCGUAACCAUACUCACCUUGGCUCUGAGCAGUGUCGCGCUCGGUGCUGUCACUGAUCCCGGAGGGUAUCCAAACCCUACAACCUCCAGAACGACGAUGAUUGUCACUGGUCCAGGAGGUUAUCCGAAUCCUACAGCCUCCAAGACGACAACUAUCGUUACGGAGCCAGGAGGCUAUCCAAACCCAACAACUUCUAAGACGACAACUAUCGUUACGGACGGGGGAGGAUAUCCUCCUCGUAGUACCACCACAACGACCUCCAAGACAACGACCAUUGUGACAGAUCCUGGGGGAUAUCCUAAUCCUACCACUUCGAAGCCAAUUUCCACCACUGUGUCUGCACCUCGCACUGGCCAGACACUCUAUGGUCAGUGUGGAGGUCAAGGUUGGAAUGGACCUACUAUCUGUGCUCAGGGCACCUGCAAGUACUCCGAUCGUGAGCCGUCAUCAUACGAGGGGGCUCUCCUUUUCAACCUUUGUGCAUUCAUCCUUCCUGCUCUCUAUGCAACACUCAGCAAGUUCUGGGUAGCCAAUAUCGACUCGAGCCUUGUCGUCACGACAGACAUCUACACCUACAUUGGCGUAAUCGUUGAAGUGAUCAACGAAGGCCUCCCUCGAGCAUCAUGGCUCAUUAUUGGAGAUAAAUCUUCAAGGCCUCUCGCAACCAGGAUCCAAUUAGCCUACACACUCAUCUCAAUCCAAAUGCUUCUUGGAACCCUUCUCUCCAUCGUCUUUCUCACAUCAUCCUCCCUACUUGCAGGAUUCUUCGUCCCUGCGGUGGUACGAGCAACGUCCUUGCGAUACGUUCGCAUUUCCUCCUUUUCGGCCCUUGCAUCGACUACCGAAUAUAGUGUCUCCCUAGCGACCCGAGCCUUGGACCGUCCAGAUGUCCCACUACUCAUUAGCUCGGUUAAGUUUGCGAUCAAUAUCGUCCUCGAUCUCAUCUUUAUAUCAAAGAUUCACGUUCGUGGCGUGAUUCCAAACGUCAAUGCGCAAGCCGCGAUUCGACUGAGUUGCGAUCUAGCUGCAGCCUUUUCCGGUCUCGUAUACUUUGUUUCACGCAACAAACGCCUGGGAGGCACAAUGAGGGGAGAAACUCAGGAGCACAGUACGACGCCUUCAUUGCCCGCUCUCAAGGUUCUUGCCUACCCCGGCACUUUCACCUUUAUAGAGUCUGCAGUCAGAAACGCUCUAUACCUGUGGCUCAUCCACAGCAUGAUAGAGUUGAGUGCAGACUAUGCUACUGCCUGGGGUGUAUUCAAUACCAUCCGGUGGGGCCUUGUCAUGGUACCGGUACUCGCUCUUGAAUCAUCAAGCCUGGCUUUCGUUGGCCAUAAAUGGGGCGCUUGGAGAGCCAGAGUCGGCCUGAACACCUCUCCCAUGACGGUGGCAAAGAAGGAGCUUUUCGGUAUUAUUCUACCUGCCUUGGUGUCUGUGGGUAUUGCCUUGCUCGUUGAGGUUCCUCUUUGCAUCUUUUUUUCCCUAUGGGGUGCACAAUCCUUCGCAUUCUACCUCUCUGGAUCAACAUCAGUCGCUGCAAUCGCAGGAAACAUGUGGAGAACCAUUGACUGGUGUUACAUCUUUUAUGCCAUAUCGACGCAGCUCGCCACAAUUCUACUCGCAACCAUUCCGAGAUGGUACCUCUACCAGAGCCUAGCUUCCAACGUCCUCUGGGUUCUGCCGUGGGCGAUUGUGGUCAGUAAAGCGAACCUUACCGUGGAAAAUGCUUGGCGUUAUCAUUCGAUUGUCUUUGGGGGGAGCUUGGUCGUCAGCUUCAUCGUAGUCGUCCUCUUUGACUGCAUAUGGGCCUGGAAACUUCUCAGUGGACGCCUACGUCUGGCUCCCGUUGCGUCAAUUGACGUAUAA
Serendipita indica DSM 11827 is the source of this 1872-nucleotide messenger RNA. Lineage: Eukaryota; Fungi; Basidiomycota; Agaricomycetes; Sebacinales; Serendipitaceae. The record is from the annotation of a GenBank genome assembly.